AUGCUUCGACCUUCGAAGACGAGAAUUUCAUCAAAGAAUACCGGAAGAACCAUGGCUCGCUUGUUGCUUUUGAGCGGGGUGUUCCUGGUGCUCUGCAUGACAUCAGCGGUGGCCAAGGGGCAGGAAAAGGACUUUUUUCCAGGCAUCCCUGACAUCAAAUAUGAGGGCCCUUACAGUCGCAACCCACUGGCGUACAAGUACUACAACGCAGAAGAGGAAAUCCUGGGGGGGAAAAUGAAGGACUGGCUGCGUUUCAGCGUCGCGUUCUGGCACAGUUUCCGUGGCGACGGCUCAGACCCCUUCGGAUCGCCGACCCGGCAGUGGCCCUGGGACGACGGUACAGAGACGCUCGAGACGGCCUUUACUAGAAUGCGCGCCAACUUCGAGUUCUUGAAGAAGCUGGGCGUGAACCUGUGGUGCUUCCACGACCGGGACAUCUCCCCAGAAGGGCGCACUCUCGAGGAGACGAACGAGAUGUUCGACCAGGUGGUCGACUUGGCGCUUUCGCUGCAGAAGGGCACCGACAUUCACCCGCUCUGGGGCACUGCGCAGCUCUUCAAGCACCCGCGCUACGCACAGGGCGCCGCAACUAGCCCCGACGCCCGGGUGUUCGCAGUCGCUGCUGCUCAAGUGAAGAAGUGCUUGGAGGUGACGAAAAAGCUCGGGGGCGAGAACUACGUCUUCUGGGGGGGCCGGGAGGGGUACCAGACGCUUCUGACGACCGACCUGAAGAAGGAGCUGGAUCAUAUGGCGCUUUUCCUGCGACUCGCUGCAGAGCACAAGAAGAAGAUUGGCUUCAACGGGACGCUGCUGCUCGAGCCGAAACCCCAGGAACCCACCAAGCACCAGUACGACUGGGAUGCGGCCACAACCAUCGGCUUUUUGGAGCACUACGGUCUGGGAGACGAGUUCAAGCUGAAUAUUGAGUGCAACCACGCAACCUUGGCUGGUCACAGCUGCUUCCACGAGCUGGAGUUCUCCCGCAUCAACGGCAAGCUGGGGAACAUCGACGCCAAUACCGGGGACGCGCAGACUGGUUGGGACACAGACCAGUUCCUGACGGACCCGACUGAGGCGGCGCUCGUGGGACUGGCGAUCAUCAGGAAUGGAGGCUUGGCGCCUGGAGGGAUCAACUUCGACGCGAAGCUGCGGCGAGAGAGCAUCGACGUCGAGGACCUGUUCAUCGGCCACAUCUCGGGGAUGGAUGCGCUCGCACGGGGGCUCCGGGUGGCUGCCAAGAUUGUCGAGGAUGGGGCCUUGGAGAAGCUGGUGCAGAAGCGGUAUGCGGGAUGGACUGGGCUGGGGGCCAAGAUCGAGGCGGGCACGGUGAGCCUGGAGGACCUGGCCAAGGCGGCCGAGCAGCUGACGCUGGACGACCUCACCUUUUCAGGCAAAGAGGAACUUGCCGAGGUCAUUCUGCAGACCUUCGUUUCCGGCCCCUUCAUCCACGAGGCUGAGGCGCAACCCGUAGGUUCGGAAUCUGGUAGAACCGAGCUGUAAAGCUCUCAACCCUUCCGGCGAGACGCGCUUGGCACAUCCUAUGCAAGUCAGCUGUAUUAUGUGUAUGACCCAGUGAUGAGCAGAUAAAGACACGAGAAGGUGUACAGGUAUGUACUUAUAGUGCACUCAAGGAGAUACAAGAGACAGUGAGUUUGUCCAAGGAUGGCCAGAGUCUGCAAGAAGCUUGGUUACUGGCAUGUUAGAGGAACCCACUCCAACUGCGUACUUUGCUUUCCUGCUGUCCUCAACUCAUUGUCGCAUCCCUGAGGAGUAGGUUCCCAAGGUUUCUCUCACGAUCCCAAUCAC
Molecule: messenger RNA, 1806 nt
Organism: Klebsormidium nitens
Lineage: Eukaryota; Viridiplantae; Streptophyta; Klebsormidiophyceae; Klebsormidiales; Klebsormidiaceae
Source: the annotation of a GenBank genome assembly